ACGGAGGCCUUGGGGUGGGGGGGGGUGCGGGGAUGGGGGCGACUUCCGGUGGGCGGAGUGGGGAGGCCCAAGAUGGCGGCUGGGAUGUACCUGGAGCAUUACCUGGACAGUAUCGAGAACCUGCCCUUUGAGCUACAGCGAAACUUCCAGUUAAUGCGGGAUCUCGACCAGAGGACUGAAGACCUCAAGGCCGAGAUCGACAAACUCGCAGGUGAGUAUGUGACCAGCGCCCGGACGCUGACCUCCGACCAGAAGGUGGAGCUGGUGCGACAGAUUCAGGGCGCCUACGGCAAGUGCAAAGAGUUCGGGGACGACAAGGUCCAGCUGGCCAUGCAGACGUACGAGAUGGUUGACAAGCACAUCCGAAGACUGGACACGGACCUCGCUCGCUUCGAAGCUGACCUCAAGGAGAAGCAGAUUGAGUCAAGCGACUAUGACAGCUCAUCCAGCAAGGGGAAGCGAAAAGGCAGGGGUCAGAAGGAGAAACGAGCUACUCGCACCAGGUCCAAGGUCAAGAUAUCUGAUGAUGAGACCCCCAAAAACGGACAGAAGAAACUGAAGAUCACUCACACCUCUGAGUAUGUCGCUCCCUCGGUCACUUUCGGCAACGUGCACCCGUCCGAUGUGUUGGACAUGCCGGUCGAUCCGAACGAGCCCACCUACUGCCUGUGCCACCAGGUUUCGUACGGAGAGAUGAUUGGCUGUGAUAAUCCCGAUGUAAGACUCGCGGGAAAAUAA
Carcharodon carcharias (great white shark) is the source of this 738-nucleotide messenger RNA. RefSeq names its product inhibitor of growth protein 4-like. Lineage: Eukaryota; Metazoa; Chordata; Chondrichthyes; Lamniformes; Lamnidae. The coding region runs from base 73 to 738 and encodes 221 amino acids. The record is from RefSeq and is a predicted model, not a curated record. The transcript has 7 exons. Gene Ontology annotation, biological process: regulation of DNA-templated transcription. Gene Ontology annotation, cellular component: nucleus.